CUUUAAUGUGGCUAAAUUUGUAGAAUCACAUUGCUAAGAAAUUCAGGAAAUUUUUUUGACUCGACAGUGUUUAUGUCGUAAUUGUUGAUUUGGUUGUGUUUUACUUAAGACAGUGGCGUAGAAUGUGAAUGAAUAAUUGAGUGAGUAAUCUCUGUGUUCUAUAGGCGCUGGACGACUGUCUACGGACGUAGUAAAGAAUCUGGCCUGUUUCUGUAAAAGCAGUGUGUGAUGCUCCGCUGGAUUCUUGGCACUCGUGGCUCACACGGCUCAGCUGAGAACCGCUAUGCUGCCCUUUGCAUCGGAGAGGAACAACCCAAAAACUGUUACACUGAGCUCCAGGUGCUCAGAGGCCAUUUUGACAUUGUUAGAUUUCUGGUGCAGAUUGAUGACUUCAGAUUUGCGUCAGCGGGUGAUGAUGGGAUGGUGCUUGUAUGGAAUGUUGAGACUGGAGAGCGGCUGCUAGAAUUACGAGCUCAUACUCAACAGAUCACGGCUCUGACGGUGUACACAUGCACCAGAGCAGAAAAAACCCUCACAGCCCUCAUAACGGCUUCAUCAGACCGCAUGAUGUGUCUGUGGGAUGUAGAUACAGGACACCGACUACGCACCGUGUCCAGUCUACCGUCUUCUGUUAAGAGUGUGCUGGUGUUGGAUCAUCUAGAUGUGUUUCUCUCUGGAGGGAAUGAGCUUUGUGUAUGGAAUAAAGAAUUUCAGCUACAGUGUAAGACGAACCAUUACAGAGACUCAGGCAUCACUGCAUUGGUGGAUUUGCCCAAAUGCUGUGUUGCUGCUGCCAUAGACAAAGAGAUUGUAAUCUUUAAGCUGAAUCUGUCUGAAGCCGAAACGUCGAUCUUGGCCGUUCGUCAUCUGACCGAUCACCAGGACACGAUCCGGAUGCUUAUCAGAGUCAACGAUGAUCUGUUUGCUAGUGGCUCUCACAUCGGAGAAGUCAUCCUCUGGGAUACCCUUGACUGGACUAUCCAGGCUUACGAGCGUAUUUUAUGGGAGGAACCGGAUCGAGAGAGUCAAUCAGAAAUCAAAAUGGGGCUGCAGAAACAGAGCGAAGCGUCCAUUCAGCACCUGCACUCAGAUGGAGAGCGAGUAGUUGCAGCAGUGGGCAGUGGUCUGUUUGUGUAUAACACAAGGAUGAAGACAGUGGUGGCGUAUAGGAAGUUUGCGCACGACUCUGAUGUUCUAUUCACCAAGCUGCUACACAAUGGACAGGUGAUGUCUUGUUCUGAAGAUGGCAGUGUCAGGAUCUGGGAGUUACAGGAGCUUCCCCUACCAGCAGAGCCUGCUUCCUCAGGCUUUUUUGGCUUGUUUAGCACCAUUGGAAGAUCCAGUAAACAGGGCAGUGUGCCAUCUAAGAAGCUUCUGGAAGUUUCUGGUCUGUGCUCGUUAGAGUUGGUUGGUGAUCUGAUUGGUCACUCUGGAGCUGUGCAGAUGUUUCUGAGUUUUGCCAAAAGGGGAGUGGUCACUUGCUCAGCUGAUCAUCUGCUCAUUGUGUGGAAAGAUGGAGAAAGAGAGUCACAUCUGCGCAGCCUCGCUCUGUUCCUGAAGAUGGAGGAGAAAGGCUGUCUCUGAAACUUCUCACUCUCACCUUACCUGACAAGGUGAGGAACGGGAUGCCAGGUUUUCCAAAAUGCAGCCUGUGAAGAACACUGGAGAUUUUUAGUGAAACAGAUAAAAUACUACUACUUUUGUUUUUAAUAAGCACGAGUGCUUAAGAGAGCUCAGCUCUCCAGUCGUUGCAUCUGUGAAUGCCUCUACUGUUUAAUAGGUGUUGUUAUUGUUGCCUUUUUAUUUCUUGCCUUUUACAUGACGACACCUGUGAUUGAACAAAAAGUAAGUUACUGUUACUGAGCAUGCUUCGAUUUUAAUCCAAAGUGACAGAUUCACUUUUAAACUGCUGUCGAUCAUUCAUAAGCAUUUUUGACGAAUCAUGUUGUGUGGAUUUUUAUUCGAUUUAUGAGUUGUAAGUGAAGACUUGCACGAAAUAUGAUUUAAAGUUUUAUUAAUCAACAAUAUUAACACCUAUUAAAGAAAGCCUAUUUUUCGGGGGAAUAGGCUCUGGAUCCACUAUAACUCUGACCAGAAUAAUCUUCAUAAUCUCCUUAGUAUUAUGAUUGAUGGCAAAGAUAGAUCACAUCAGGUGUUUUUUUUUUUAAUAUUAGGAGAAAGAGAUCAACCCCUCGCCUUCAACUAGAGCUUGUCCGAUCACAAAUUCAGCCAUAUGAGCACAGAACCUUCAGAGCAAGCAACCUAGAACAAACGUUCCGACUAGAGGGAAAAGGGCUGGACCCUAGGGUGAGUUUACUCGUGAUUUUAGCCAGUUGACCUUAACUAGCUGCCUAAAACACAAGCACUUUAUGAAGUGUAAUGACUUAAUCCCUGAUCGCUCAGUGUGCUGCUUUAUUUAGAGCAAGGUUUGAGUGUUAUCUCUGCCUGUAGCGCAAGUCUGAAGGCUGGUAGCUAUCUGAAAAUCUUUCACUGCAGUUUACGAUUACACGAUUGCUGACGUGAUUCACAGCAAGAAAUGCCAUGUUUUUCACAACGAACUCUAUGUUGAAGAUUUUUAUUUUCAUUUUUCCUUUUUAAAUGUUGCAUCCUUGAACUGUCUCAAAAAAAGAAGUGUUAUGGUGAUGGUUAUACUUCUUGUAAAAUGCUAUAGAGAAAAAAUGAAGUGAAAUAAAGCAUCCAUUAUUCUUAA
Messenger RNA from Hemibagrus wyckioides, 2710 nucleotides. RefSeq names its product WD repeat domain 41 (gene wdr41). Gene Ontology annotation, molecular function: protein binding. Gene Ontology annotation, biological process: regulation of autophagy. The record is from RefSeq and is a predicted model, not a curated record. Lineage: Eukaryota; Metazoa; Chordata; Actinopteri; Siluriformes; Bagridae. Gene Ontology annotation, cellular component: lysosomal membrane. The transcript is spliced from 14 exons. The coding region runs from base 229 to 1584 and encodes 451 amino acids.